GAUGCUUGUAAGCCGCAUUGGAUCGAUGAUGCCGUUGUCUGCCUCCAUCAACUCUCCAACCAACACUGUGCUAAAUCCGAACAUCAUCGGUCUGCAGGACUCAAGAGCCAUCCGGAGCGGAAGUUUUGUGGUGAUUCACGGCCUCCAGUCCGACCAGGGAAAGACUCUGAACGGUCAAUGUGCGAAGGUCAUGCGCUUAGGCACCGGAACGUGCGGCGGGGACCACGGCGAGAAUGUUAGGCAUGAGUUGCAGUUGCUUGACGCAAGCACCAAAGCGAUCAAGUCCGCUAAUCUUUGGAAGCCGGACUUCGAUCUUGGAACCCGAGUGGAGAUUCAUUCCGUGACAGAAAGCGG
Molecule: messenger RNA, 354 nt
Organism: Amoebophrya sp. A25
Lineage: Eukaryota; Dinophyceae; Syndiniales; Amoebophryaceae
Source: the annotation of a GenBank genome assembly